This is a messenger RNA of Dryobates pubescens (Downy woodpecker), 2461 nucleotides long. Its product is annotated as zinc finger protein 850-like. The record is from RefSeq and is a predicted model, not a curated record. Bases 8 to 2461 code for a protein of 817 amino acids. Lineage: Eukaryota; Metazoa; Chordata; Aves; Piciformes; Picidae. Gene Ontology annotation, biological process: regulation of transcription by RNA polymerase II. Gene Ontology annotation, molecular function: DNA-binding transcription factor activity; RNA polymerase II cis-regulatory region sequence-specific DNA binding. The transcript is spliced from 4 exons.
GAGGCACAUGCGGAUCCACACUGGGGAGAAGCCAUAUGUCUGUGCCGUCUGCGACAAGAGCUUCAGCCAGGCCUGCAACCUCACCCGACACCGCCGCAUGCACACAGGGGAGAGACCGUACCACUGUGCUGAGUGCGGCCAGAGCUUCAACUCCAGCCAUGCCCACAUGCAUCACCACCACACUCACAGCGGCAGGAAGUCCGACCGCUGUGCUGACUGUGGCAAGAGCUUCUCUGCGAGUUCCACCCUCCUCCAGCACCACCUCAUCCACACUGGGGAGAAGCCCUACCGCUGCACUGCCUGUGGCAAGAGCUUCAGACACGGUUCCACCCUCAGAAGGCACCUCGAUGUCCACACUGGCAAGAAGCCUUUCACCUGUACCGACUGUGGCAAGAGCUUCAGCCAGCGCUCCCUGCUGCUCUGUCAUCACCGCAUCCACACCGGCCAGAAGCCCUUCCCCUGCAGUGACUGUGGCCAGAGCUUCAAACAGAGCUCCAGUUUCACCCGGCAUUGCCGCACCCACACCGGUGAGAGGCCAUACAGCUGCGCUGAGUGUGGCAAGACCUUCGCUCAGAAGUCUGCCCUCACCCAGCACCGCAGUGCGCACAGCCCUGGGAAGUCCUUUACCUGCAGGGACUGCGGCAAGAGCUUCAAACAUAGCUCCACUCUCACCAUCCAUCGCCGCAUCCACACAGGAGAGCAUUUGUUCCCCUGUGCUGAGUGCGGCAAGAGCUUCACCACCAGCACGAGAUAUAUCCAGCACCAACUCAUCCACAGUGGUGAGAAGUCCUACAGCUGUGCCGACUGCUGGAAGAGCUUCACCGAGAGGGGAAGUCUCAACGUGCACCGUCGUGUGCACACUGGCGAGUCAUUCAGCUGUGCUGAGUGUGGCCAGGCCUUCAGACAUAGGGCCACUCUCAUUCACCAACGCAGCACCCACACCGGUGAGAAACCUUUCACCUGUUCUCACUGUGGCAAGAGCUUCAGCCACAGAGGCAAUCUCAUUGUUCACUGCCGCACCCACACAGGUGAGAAACCUUUCACCUGUGCUGACUGUGGGAAGCUCUUCAGCCAGGGGCACCAUCUCCUUUCUCACCGCCCUACCCACACCAAUGAGAAGCCGUUCAUCUGUGCUGACUGUGGGAAGAGCUUCAGCCAGAGGACCACUCUCAUUCGCCACCACCGCACCCACACUGGUGAGAAGCCUUUCACUUUUGUUGAUUGCGGUAAGAGCUUCACCCACUCCAGUCUCAUCCGGCAUUGCCGCACCCACACCGGUGAGAGGCCAUACAGCUGCGCUGUGGACUGCGGCAAGAGCUUCAAACACAGCUCCACUCUCACCGUCCAUCGCCGCAUCCACACCGGAGAGCAUUUGUUCCCCUGUGCUGAGUGCGGCAAGAGCUUCACCACGAGCACAAGAUACAUCCGGCACCAGCUCAUUCACAGUAGUGAGGAGCCCUACAGCUGUGCUGACUGCGACAAGAGCUUCACCAAGAGGGGGAACCUCAGCCUGCACCGUCGUGUGCACACUGGUGAGUCCUUCAGCUGUGCUGAGUGCGGCAAGGCAUUCAGACAUAGGGGCAUGCUCAUUCACCACCGUCGCACCCACACCGGUGAGAAGCAUUUCACCUGUGCUGACUGUGGGAGGAGCUUCAGAGACAGGAGCCAUCUCAUUGUUCACCACCGCACCCACACCGGUGAGAGACCGUUCACCUGUGCUGACUGUGGCACGAGCUUCAGACAAAGGGGCCAUCUCAUUGGUCACCGCCGCACUCACACCGGUGAGAAGCCGUUCACUUGUGCUGAUUGUGGGAAGAGCUUCAGCCACAGUGAUCAUCUCAUUUCUCACCGCCACACCCACACUGGUGAGAAGCCGUACACCUGUGCUGACUGUGGGAAGAUCUUCAGCCGCAGUGAUCAUCUCAUUGGUCACCGCCGCUCCCACACAGUUGAGAAGCCAGUCACCUGUGCUGACUGUGGCAAGAGCUUCAGCCACAGGCACAAUCUCAUUUCCCACCACCGCACCCACACCGGUGAGAAACCUUUCACCUGUGCUGACUGUGGCAAGAGCUUCAGAGACAGGGGCUCUCUCAUUGUUCACUGGCACACCCACACCGGUGAGAGACCGUUCACCUGUGCUGACUGUGGCACGAGCUUCAGACAAAGGGGCCAUCUCAUUGGUCACCACCACACCCACACUGGUGAGAAGCCGUUCACUUGUGCUGAUUGUGGGAAGAGCUUCAGCCACAGUGAUCAUCUCAUUUCUCACCGCCACACCCACACUGGUGAGAAGCCGUACACCUGUGCUGACUGUGGCAAGAGCUUCAGCCACAGGCACAAUCUCAUUUCCCACCGCCACACCCACACCGGUGAGAAACCCUUUGCUUGUGCUGAUUGCGGUAAGAGCUUCACCCAGAAGGGAUCCCUCAACAAGCACCGCUGCACCCACAGCAGAGAGUAG